GCCACCCCCGUCCAGAGGGCUGUCCACCCCGGAGGCACUGGCGCACCAAUCAGCUACGUGAUAGAACGUACAGUACGCGCCUUUCUUUUGGGCUUUGGUUGCAAUUUAUUGCCCUCGUAAGCAACCUCUGGGUCAAACGCUUUUACAGACAGGGCUCAUUACCUAGACAGCAACCCGACUCAGUAAGGUGUUUUCCCUGUUCUGCAGCUGUGGAAGCCUAGAAAGAUUUGCAACUAGAAAGCGGCGGAAAUUGCCAGUCCUUCUGUCCCUGCUGUGGUGGAGCAUCACAGCCGGGCGAGCCUGGCCUCCAGUGGCUCCUGGCUCCUGCCUCUUAGCCUGGCUCCCUCUUUCCUGGAAGGAUGUUCCUGGUGGGCCUGACAGGGGGCAUUGCCUCCGGCAAGAGCUCGGUUCUCCAAGUGCUCCAGCAGCUGGGUUGUGCGGUGAUUGACGUGGACGUCAUUGCCCGGCAUGUCGUCCAGCCAGGGUACCCCGCCCACCGGCGCAUCGUGGAGGCCUUCGGCACUGAGGUCUUGCUGGAGAACGGAGACAUCGAUCGCAAGGCCCUGGGGGACCUGAUCUUUAACCAGCCUGACCGGCGGCACCUGCUCAACGCCAUCACCCACCCGGAGAUCUGCAGGGAAAUGACGAAGGAGACCUUCAAGUACUUCCUCCGGGGAUACCGCUAUGUGAUUCUGGAUGUCCCGCUGCUGUUUGAGACCAAGAAGCUGCUCAAGUACAUGAAGCACACGGUGGUGGUGUACUGUGACCGGGACACGCAGCUGGCCCGGCUGAUGCAGCGGAACAACCUGAAGCAGGAAGAUGCAGAGGCCCGGAUCAAGGCCCAGCUGCCCCUGGAGGACAAGGCCCGCAUGGCCCGUCACGUUCUCGACAACUCGGGCGAGUGGAGUGUCACCAAACGCCAGGUGGUCCUCCUGCACGCCGAGCUGGAGCGCUCCCUGGAGUACCUGCCGCUGAGGCUGGGGGUCCUCGCGGGGCUGGCCGGCAUUGCCAGCCUCCUCUACCUGCUCACGCUCUACCUCCUGGCUUCCCUCUAGCUGGACCCUCAGGGCGGGAAGUCCCUCAGAGGCUGGAACCCGGAAGGAAUGCGGCCUGUGCUCUCCCAUCCCCGCAGUACAUACACUCUGAAUCCGGACCGAGCCCUGCCCGGGGCCAACCCUUGCUUGGAGGGAGAGAAACAGCCCUCUGUCAGCAGCUACACCUUCCCACCUUCCCCAGGCCCCUCCCUCCAGGAGCAGGCACAGAACCGUGUCCAUGAGGGGCCGUGAAAGCAACACCAGGAGACCCGGGCGGCUUCUCUGGGUGGGGAGAGGAGUCCCUGUGCGUAAAGCGGGCGGUUCCCUGGGCCUGCGCCUCUCUGAGCACGUGGCCCAUCAUGGCCAAGGCCCCCUUCGUGGACCAAGCACCGCCCCCUUCAGACAGGAUCCUCCCAGAGGUCGAAGCCUGUGACCAGGAGGCGAACAGUAAGGGUUCCCUCCUGGGCAGAGGCCAGGCCUCCUCCGGGAUCCCCCCGUCCCACCCGGGCAUUUCCCCCGCUCACCGCCUCCCACUGCGCUCCUCCUGCUCCUUGCACUCCUCGCCAGAGUCCACCCGCACCUGCACUUUCACCUUGCUUCUCCCCCAUCUGGAAAACCUUUUAUUUCCCUGCAACUGGCUGACUUCCAGCUCGGGCGCCCUCUGAAGCCCCAGGCUGGGUCAGGUGCUCUGGGAGACACACACCCCCCCCCCCACGUUACGCCUGGAUCCGCAGUAUCGUAAUCAGCCCAAAGCUGGUUGUCUUCUCCUCCUAGACUGGAAGCCCUUUGAGGGCAGGGGCUGUGUCUUACUCAUCUCUGUGUUCCUGGUGCAGAGCCCGACCCGCCAUUGGUGCUGAAUAAAGCCUGUUGAUCCGAAA
This is a messenger RNA of Phacochoerus africanus (Common warthog), 1912 nucleotides long. It is a transcript of the gene DCAKD, whose product is annotated as dephospho-CoA kinase domain containing. The coding region runs from base 360 to 1055 and encodes 231 amino acids. Gene Ontology annotation, molecular function: ATP binding; dephospho-CoA kinase activity. The transcript has 5 exons. Gene Ontology annotation, biological process: coenzyme A biosynthetic process. The record is from RefSeq and is a predicted model, not a curated record. NCBI's taxonomy places the organism in Eukaryota, Metazoa, Chordata, Mammalia, Artiodactyla, Suidae.